AUGACUAUUACGCAAGAAAAACUGGAAGACUUGUCGAGGGGAAUCCUCCUCCCGAUUGUGUUGGUGCUCGACGCCUGGGUGUUCCAGUACCUGGUGUUUGUCUAUUGGCUGCGGCGUCGCGAGUUCCGAGUGAAAAUGUUGUUCGUGGCCUCCUUUCUCGCCUUUAUCGCGCACAUUUACUCCCACGAGACAUACGAGACGCUGUGGGAGUUUAACGACAUCUCGGAGACGUGUCUGCAGCUGACGUUCACGAUCCAGAUCACGAUCAUCGGUCGCGAUGUAUCCAAGAAAGUCAAGCUUCGCUCUAUCGUCCACUUCACGCACGCUGCCGAGGUGCUGAUCCUCGCGAGUUGGAUCGACGUGCUCGGGACUGCGCUCGAAGUCGCGGGCGUCAAUCUGGGCACGAGAAUGCACGAACUGGAGAAUUGGGUGGAGUCUCUCUCGCUCGCGUUCGUGCUGCGACGUGCGUUGCUCUCGCUGCGUGCAACAACGGCCUCGUGUCUGCGACCGUCGAAUCUUGAUCCGCAUCGGGAGCUCGCUGAGGACGACGGCAACGACAUGUUCGUGUACAAGGUGCCGUUCAUCACCGGCACGAUGGUAAUUACUAUCGACAAGAACAGCCUCUCGCGGGUCUCGGAUUCGACACCCACAGAUCCGUCCAAGGUCUACGACUUCGGGCAGCUGGAGAAGAAGACAAAGUCUGGCUCUGGCAGCAAGGAGAGGGGUCUGUUCGAUUUCGUGGCGACGCAUUUCGUGCAGUACAAGUUGACGCAAAAGGCGGUUUCGUGGGUAAAGGGCAUUUUCUAG
Phytophthora sojae is the source of this 807-nucleotide messenger RNA. RefSeq lists its product as hypothetical. The transcript is spliced from 2 exons. Lineage: Eukaryota; Oomycota; Peronosporomycetes; Peronosporales; Peronosporaceae. The record is from RefSeq and is a predicted model, not a curated record. Bases 1 to 807 code for a protein of 268 amino acids.